AUUAAAUAAAUAAAAAAAAUUAAAAUAUAACUUUACAUUAAAAAAGCGAUUUUAUCUCUUCACUAUACAGACUGUUAGAAAGUGAAAUCAAAUUGGUCGACCUUCGAAAAAAUCGACGCCACAGUUGCACGAAGAACGAACGAUCAACCGCUGGCCGAAACCACCAACGUUCAAUCGACGACUUGCACGCUACUAUUCCGGAUGGAGUAUCAUUUAGAUGAGGAGUUGAGAUGGAUGGCGGGGAAAGCUACUUUGAACAGUAGCUUUGAGAGUUUUACUGCGGUGUUGUAGCUGCUUAAUGAUCAUCACGGAGAUAUGCUGCGACAGUUCUUAUUGUGGCCACUAUACCAAAUACGAGAAAUGCAGUACUCAGGACAGAUCAUCGAUGCACUUCUAUGUCGGCUUUUAAGGCCAGUCGACGGUGAUUCCCUCCACUUCGACCUCGGGGGUAAGGUCGUCAGUUUCUCGAUUUAUGAGUUUAGCUUGAUCACUGGACUGAGAAUUACGGACGUCAAUACAGCCAUUGAGAGAAGCAAUAGGCUGUACGAGACGUACUUCCAGGGACAUGGCUCUGUGCAUCUAUCUGAGUUGAUGGUCGCGAUCAGGGGGUGCGAUCAGAUGCUAGAUAGAUUGAAGCUUCGGCUGGUCUACAUCCUCGAGAGUGUGAUGAGGUGUCAUCACAAGAAGACUAUCAUCGACAUUUUUCAUUUGGAAGUUGUUGACGACAUUAAUGCGUUCAACAACUAUCCAUGGGGCCGGAGAUGCUACGAAGACAUCGUACAUGUCUUCACUAGAUUACACUCGAGGCCCAGGGAGUCAAUGCGUAAAUAUGAUACAUAUGGGUUGCUCUUAGCGGUGCAGGUAAAUGUUUAA
Molecule: messenger RNA, 873 nt
Organism: Olea europaea var. sylvestris
Lineage: Eukaryota; Viridiplantae; Streptophyta; Magnoliopsida; Lamiales; Oleaceae
Exons: 2
Coding region: 316-873 (185 amino acids)
Source: RefSeq, a predicted model, not a curated record